Cydia amplana is the source of this 3306-nucleotide messenger RNA. RefSeq names its product DIS3-like exonuclease 2 (gene Dis3l2). The coding region runs from base 123 to 3272 and encodes 1049 amino acids. Gene Ontology annotation, biological process: miRNA catabolic process; mRNA catabolic process. Gene Ontology annotation, cellular component: P-body. Gene Ontology annotation, molecular function: RNA binding; 3'-5'-RNA exonuclease activity. The transcript has 3 exons. Lineage: Eukaryota; Metazoa; Arthropoda; Insecta; Lepidoptera; Tortricidae. The record is from RefSeq and is a predicted model, not a curated record.
UUCAGUCAGUCAGGUAGCGACCAAAAAUACUUACGUGUCGUGCAGUUUUUUUGGUAAUCUUGGCCCAAAAUUAACAGUUAUCUUUUUAUUUGUGAAUAAACAGUACUUAACCUGACAUUAUCAUGGCAAGUAGUGAUAAUUCAGCAGAACUCCAGGCAGAAACGAAAACUCCACCAGCAUCUUCAUCGUAUGCUACUGCAACUCCACAACUUGAAACAGGAGUUACUCAAAGUGGGAACAUCCGAGAGCUCUGCAAACUAACAAAAGACUUAGUAUUACAGCCAUCAACCCCUAAACCGAUCCAAGGGGAAAAUGUACCUGAUACUUCUUCUAACCCAUUGUUUACAAACGCAAGCCAAAAUAACAAUGAAGUGCUGAAAAUGUUAAGUCAAGUUGCCGAUAAGGUAACUGAAAACACUACGCCAAAAACUACGAAGAAAAAGAAUGCAAAGAAAAAGAAAGAACGGCUGAAAAAACUGCAAAUUACACAACAGAAUGUUACACCACAGCAAUCGCAGACAGCGCCACCAAGUAAUGCUUCGGUUCAAGAAUUAUUUACUAGACAGAUAGCCCCUAUGUAUCAACCGAGCCCAUCAUACUACCUGGAGAAUUUAAGUUAUCAUCCUCACUUUCAGUACAUGUAUCAACAACAACCUCAUAAUGCGGCAAGUGUUCCUAGCUCACCUCUGGCUCAGCUACCUCUGUUCAAUGCUCAUCACCCUGACAUGAGACAGGCAGACCCUAGUACUCCAAGAUAUUUGCAAAAUGUCAUGCAACACCCUUUGCUCAAUAAAUCAUACUCGCUUGACAGUUACCAACAACAGCAACAGCAGCAGCUACAGAGGCAAAGCGUGGGAAAUGUUACUCCAAACUCCAAUUCCAGACACACACCAAAGUCUGACAACAAACGCAGGACUAGAACAAAAACCAAAGAGAACAACCAGAAUGGUGAUAAAAGGUUUGGACUUUACAUGCCUCUUAGUGAAGUGGAAAUAGGCCUAAAGAGCAAACAAUUAAUUGAAGGAGUUGUGAGGAUUAAUCCUAAACAGUUCACACAUGCUUAUGUAUCAAGUAAGGAUAGAGAUGAGCAAGACAUUCUUAUAGAGGGGAUCAAAGAUAGAAACAGGGCUUUGGAAGGUGACAUUGUGGUUGUAGAAAUUAUCACAGACAGCAGCAGUGAUGAAACUGAUGCAGAAAGCAAGAACAAUGAUGCAGUUAAUGAAAUGAAUGAAUCUGGAGAUGUGCCCUUCGAUGAUGUCAGCAAAAAUGCUGAAAUAGAUGGUAAUGAUACUCAGACAAGUUUUGAGGAUGUAAAUGAUGAUGAUGAGGAUGCCAAAACUAAUACUGAUAUGACACCCAAACCAGACAAAAAACAGAAGAGAGGAAAAGUUGUGUAUUUAAAAGAAAAAGUGCACAACCGCACAUGUAUUGGAGUAUUGAAACUUAUGCCAGAUAAAAAUAGACAAAAGGCCUUAUUUGUGCCUCGCGAUCACAGGAUACCACGCCUCAAUAUUCCCUUUACAAGUUGGCCUGAUAAUUUUUACAAAGAGGCUAAAAGCUAUGAAAAUACUUUGUUUUUAGCCAAGAUAAUGGACUGGUUUGAUUCCAGAUUUGCUAAUGGGAAAAUUAUAAAAAAUAUUGGCCAAUCUGGGGACAUCGUGACAGAAACAACAGCUAUUUUGGCACAAAAUGACUUGGAUGUAACUCCAUUCGGGCAGAAAUAUAGCCACUUGUACCCGAGACUUGACUAUGUUAUACCACAAGAUGAAAUAAAGUUGAGAGAGGACUGCCGAAAUCUCUGCAUUUUCAGCAUAGAUCCAUCAAAUUGCCGUGAUAUUGACGAUGCUGUGUCUUGUAGAAAACUUGACAAUGGGAAUUAUGAGAUUGGUGUACACAUAUCUGAUGUAUCCCAUUUUUUGACUGAAGGCACAGAGCUGGAUGAGAAAGUAUCAGAAAAAGCCACAACCAUUUAUUUAGUAGAAAAAGCUUACCACAUGCUACCAGAUGAGCUGUGUAUGCUUUGCUCCCUGUUUCCAGGGGUUGACAAGUUAGCUUUUUCCGUUUUUUGGGAAAUAACUGACAAUGCUGAAGUUCUUAGUCAUAGAUUUGCUAAAACUGUGAUUCAUUCCUGUAGUCAAUUGGCCUAUGAACAUGCUCAAGCUAUACUUGAAGAUGAUGAGGACGAAUCUGAUUUUCCAGAGAUAUACAAUGGCUUCCAGUAUAAAGAUAUAAGAGAUACAAUUAAAAUAUUAGGCAAAAUUGGUGCCAAAUUCAGGCGAGGGAGUUUUGAAAAUGGUGCUCUACGUAUUGAUCAACCAAAGGUUGCUUUUCAUUUACACCCAUUUAAUGGGUUGCCUAAAUCAUUUUGGAUUUAUGAAUCCAAAGAGAGUCAUCAGCUUAUUGAAGAGUUCAUGUUACUUGCUAACAUGACUGUUGCUGAGAGAAUAUACAAGGAUCAUCCGCAGCUAGCAUUUUUAAGGUGUCAUCCUCCUCCAAGUGGAUACAUGAUGAAACAGUUAGCUAAAGCAUUGAAGCCGAUGGGAAUUGAUUUGGAAAUUGAUUCAGCGGGGAGUCUGCAGCGCUCAAUAUUGCCAUAUGUAGGUCCGGAGAAUGAAGAUAGAGGCAGAGCUAUGGUGCUGAGCAUGCUUUGUGCCAAGCCUAUGGCGAGAGCAAAGUACUUUUGCGCUGAUGGGGUUGAUGAUGAUGAUUUUCACCACUAUGCUCUGAAUGUACCUCUCUAUACCCAUUUCACUAGCCCUAUUCGGCGAUACGCAGACAUCAUGGUGCACAGACUACUAACAGCCAGUCUCAAAAACAGUGGUUCUCCAGAAUGGGAAGUGGAUAAAGUCCGUAUGAUAGCAGCUCAGUGCAACAAACAGAAAUACAAUGCCAAGAAGGCCGGGGAGAUGUCCACUGAGCUGUACACGCUCAAGUACAUUGAGAUGCACUCGCCCAUGGUGACGGAAGGGGUCGUGGUGGAGGUUCGGGAGAAGUACAUAGAUGUCAUCAUUGUCGCUAUGGGGCUUAACAGGAGAGUUUACUUUAAUCCUGACUUCCCAGGCGAUUUCAAGUGCGUGAAAAACGACGCUGGCGCCAAACUGUCUCGAAUGGAAGUUCUGUGGCACAACGGUAAAGACGCGCCCCCAGACGCGCCUCAGAUCAAACAAGUCAUAGAAGUAUUCUCCAUAGUCCAGAUAGAAAUGCACAAAGGCAAUGAGAUGGUCAAGGUUGAAACGAGGCUUGUCAAACCGGAAGUUAGUGUGGAAAAUUGAUUUUCUAAAUCAUAUGUAGCAAAGCUGCCAGGUU